Molecule: messenger RNA, 2441 nt
Organism: Saccostrea echinata
Lineage: Eukaryota; Metazoa; Mollusca; Bivalvia; Ostreida; Ostreidae
Product: zinc finger protein 664-like
Exons: 2
Coding region: 128-1624 (498 amino acids)
Source: RefSeq, a predicted model, not a curated record
ACACACAUGAGGAUUCAUACUGGUGAAAGACCUUUUAAAUGUGAUGUGUGUGGAAAGACAUUUACUGUAUCAGGUUCCGUUAAGAUACACAUGAGGACACAUACAGGCGAAAAGCCUUACAAAUGUGAUGUGUGUGGAAAGGCAUUUAGCCAUUCAGGAAACUUUCACAAACACAAAAGGAUGCACAAAGAGGGGAAAGAAAGCCUUUUCAUCUAAUCAACAGAAUGCUGAAACAUUAAACAUUUGUAGUGCAAAUGACAAUCAAACUGAGGAUGUAGAAAAGAACAGCAGUACACAACGAAGUGAAAAACCUUCUGAAUGUUACAUACACAAGAAAGUUUUUAGUCAUGGAUACCACUUACAGAAGCACCCAAGGACACAUACAGGUGACAAACUCCAUCAAAGUGAUGUGUGUGGGAAAGCAUUCACCCAAUCAAGUAAUUUAAAGAGACACUUAAAGAAACAUACAGGUGAAAAACCUUAUAGAUGUGGUUUGUGUCAGAGAACAUUUUAUGAAACAUCAGAUUUGAAAUCACACAUGAGGAUACAUACAGGUGAGAAACCAUAUACAUGCAAUGUAUGUGGAAGGGCAUUCAGGCAAUCUGCUGGCUUACGGGUACACAGGAGAACACAUACUGGUGUUAAACCUUAUUCAUCCAAUUUACAAAUUCAAAAUGAUGCUGAAAAUAUAAAGAACUGUAAUGUUUAUGACAAUUGCCAAGGGUUAUUAGAAGGACAUAGCAAUAGACACUUUAGUGAAAAAGCUUAUAAAUGUAACAUCUGUAUGAAAGCUUUCAGCCGUGCAUAUCACUUAGAGAAACACAUGGGGACACAUACAAAUGAAAAACCCUAUAAAUGUGAUGUAUGUGGAAAACACUUCUCUGAAUUGGGUACCUUCCAGACACACAAGAGGAUACAUACAUGUGAGAAGCCUUAUAAAUGUGAUGUAUGUGGGAAAGCAUACCCAAAAUCAUGUUCCUUGAAGACACACAAGAGGAUACAUACAGCUGAGAUGCCUUAUAAAUGUGAGGUGUGUGGGAAGGCAUUCAACCAAUCAAGAGCCUUGCAGAGACACAUGAGGAUACAUACAGGUGAGAAGCCUUUUGAGUGUGAUGUGUGUGGGAAAGCAUUAUCUAACUCAUAUUCCUUGAAGACACAUAAAAGGAUACACACAGGUGAGAAGCCUAAUAAAUGUGAUGUAUGUGGGAAAGCAUUCUCUGUUUCAUGUUCUUUGAAGAAACAUAAGAGGAUACAUACAGGUGAAAAUCCUUUUCAAUGUGAUGUGUGUGGGAAAACAUUUAACCAAUUAAGUAAUUUAUAUAAACACUUGAAGACACAUUCAGCUGAUAAACCUUAUAAAUGUGGUUUGUGUCAAAGAGCAUACUAUGAAAAAUCAGAUUUGAAAAAACACCUGAAGAUGCAUUCCGUUGAGAAACCUUAUAUAUGUGAUGUAUGUCGGAAAGCGUUCAAGCCUUCUAAAAGCUUACAGAUUCACAGCAGAACACAUACUGGUGAUAAACCUUAUAAAUGUGAUUUUUGCCAGAAAACGUUUAGUGAUAAAUCUUCUAUGAAAAGACACAUUAGGAUCCAUACAGGUUAUAAACCUUGUAAAUGUGAUUUGUAGAGAAAGUGUUCUUUGAAUCAGGUACCUUACAGAAAUAUAUAAUGAUUCAUAGAGGUGAUAAACCUUAUAAAUGUGAUAAAGUGGAAAGGCAUUUACCCAUUGAAGUAUCUUACAAAAUCAUAUUACAAUUCUUACUGGAGUCAAAUGGAAGCAUUCAACCUAUAAAGAACAGAGAAACAUUAUGAUAAACACAAUGAUAAACCUUUUAUAGAUGAUGUAUGUGGAAAUGCAUUCACACACAUACACACACAUCCUCUCUCUCACACACACGCACACAUAUUAGGAUUAGGUUAUAAAUGUUAGGUUUGGAAAGACAUUCAACCAGUGAAGAACAUUAUAGAGACAUACAGGACACAUGCAGGAGAAAACGUUUUUAAUUUGAUGUUUUGGGGAAUGCAUUCUCUAACUUGGUGGACUAACGUAGACACAUGAGGACACAUAUUUGUGAUAAACAUUUUAGAUGUAAUAUGUUACAGAGAGCGUGUAAAAUCGGAUAUGAAUAGACAUCUGGGACUAGAAAUAAGUAACUGGGACUAGAAAUAAGUAAUAAACCUUAUACAUGUAAAUGUGAUGUAUUUGGAAAGGCGUUCGUCUUGAGACCUAAGAGACACUUGAAGAUACAUACACGUGGUUAACCAUUAUUACGUGAAUUCUAGGGGAAAUUUACAGAGACAUAUGAGGACACAUACAGCUGACAAACCGUAAAAAUGUGAUCCUUGUCAGAGAAUGUUCCGUGAAGCCAGGUUAAAAAACACUAUUUGAGGAGGUCACAGAUAAACUAAUGUGUAUGAAGGACCCAAGUUUGAUCUAAGUUUAU